This is a messenger RNA of Syngnathus acus (greater pipefish), 1580 nucleotides long. RefSeq lists its product as uncharacterized. Bases 69 to 1220 code for a protein of 383 amino acids. Gene Ontology annotation, cellular component: extracellular region. Gene Ontology annotation, molecular function: cysteine-type endopeptidase inhibitor activity. Lineage: Eukaryota; Metazoa; Chordata; Actinopteri; Syngnathiformes; Syngnathidae. Gene Ontology annotation, biological process: negative regulation of endopeptidase activity. The record is from RefSeq and is a predicted model, not a curated record. The transcript has 8 exons.
CAGACAAACAGAAAGGACCAAACUUCAGUUUCACCGGACCUGGUGCUCCAGCAGGAUCCUCUGGCACCAUGUCUCAAUCCAUCUUUCCAUCAUUGCUGCAGUUAGCUCUGCUUUUUCUUCAGAUGCUGUGUGUAAAGGUUGAGGGGUCAGCACUGGUUCCCAGUGAACUUGCUCCAGUUCCUUGCAACGACAAAGCUGUGGAGAAGCUGUCUCGUCUGGCUCUCACCUACGUCAACGAGGAUCGCGCGAAUGGCUAUAAGUUUGCCCUAAAUCGCAUUGCCAAUGUCCACCUCCAUGCUCAGGGCCCAGCAGGUAACGUGUAUUACCUUGACCUGGAUGUCCUGGAAACCAAGUGUUACAUCGGUAGUCCAAAACCAUGGAAACGCUGUGAUGUUAGACCAUUCAUGGAAACGCAAAUCUCCGGUAACUGCAACACCACCAUCCUCCACACAUCGGAAGGUUACUCCUACCUGUACAGUUACGACUGCACGCUUGUGCCAGACCCCGCAGAAAAGCUGCAACAGACAUGUCCGACCUGCCCCGUCCUACUUCCUGUUGACAGCCAACAAGCUGUGCUGGCUGUUCAGCUGGCGCUGGCCUCCUAUAAGAGUCAGUCCACUCUGGCCGCUGGCCUCGGAGUCAAGCGGAUCACCAGAGCUGCCGAACAAACAAUGCCGGUGAAAGCGCGAUUUGUGGAAUUUACAGUCCACGAAUGUCCGGAGGGAGUGAGAGAAAAAGGCAACUGCCAGCGGUUGACUCCUGCUUCAGACACUGAGGUUUGCAACGAGUCCGCAAAUAUUUUAGAAAUACUGCAGGCUUUUGUACAGCAUCGAUACAUGGAGACAUGCAUGCUCAUCCAGACAUUCAAGUGUCCUGCCAGAUGUUCAAAACACAGAACGUGGACGUCCUUCGCCCACUCCAGCCACAAGGUCACGACCUCCCCUUCCAGCCUGACAUCCCAACGCUACCUCCAUCCCAUCACCCAGGAAAAGAACAGCAGCCUGCUCAUUUGGACCCCACACCGCUCCCUGAUCCAUUUGAGCCCACAUGGCUCCCUGAUCCUCAACCUGCACCAUUUGAGCCCACAUUGCUCCCUGAUCCUCAACCUGCACCAUUUGAGCCCACACACAUUCUCCCCAGUCCUUCAAGGAAUCCUCCAAUCACCUUCAGCUCAUCUUCCAGUGAAUCUGACGAAGAUCUCUCAUCCUCUGAGGAGCUAGGAGGCAUUGUGGCUUUACGCCCACCACUGGACUUUCACUACAAGAGGCAGGACCGCAAGAGACGGCAGGCCUUGACGGAAGGUUCACCAUCCCACAAACCAACAUUCCUGUCUGACUUCCCAAGUGGACCAUCGCCUUUCCGUUCUUGCCCUGGUCCUGCACGAUACACCACAGUUUAGAAGGCCCUUUGUCUGUGUGCUGUGUAUUUGGUCAAGGAUGGCUGACAGAGUAAAUACUCGGCUCUGUGACGUGACUUAGCCAAACUAAAUUCAAAUGCAAGGAGAUUUGGGUGGUUGGAAUUUGAAGUCGGUGAGCAAUUAAAGUUUGAACUCUGACUUUUGGCACCAGCGCGUUGGAAAA